Molecule: messenger RNA, 495 nt
Organism: Cylicocyclus nassatus
Lineage: Eukaryota; Metazoa; Nematoda; Chromadorea; Rhabditida; Strongylidae
Source: the annotation of a GenBank genome assembly
AUGCAGGACAAUGUAGGCAUGAUGAACGACACAAAUACAGCUGCUCUGAUGGAUGAGGAAAGACAUGGACUGAAAUCGCUCACUCUCUAUGAAAAUGCUUGUGAUCUCAUAAAAACGAGUGAAGAUGGUUUACAAAUUGAUCCGCCAGCUGCUAUCUUAAACAAUAUCGGAGCCUUGCACAUGACUUUGGAAAAUUAUGAAAGGGCGAAGGAGUACUUCGAAGCAGCGGAAGCUAAGCUCCAAGAAGAUUUGGAGGGAGAUCUGUGCGAUUCGAAACUUUCUUCCUAUGUCAUCACUAUGAGAUACAAUCUCGCUAGAUGUUUGGAACACUUGUGCUUGUUCGAAGACGCUGAAGUUUUAUACAAAGGCAUUUUGAGAGAAGAAGAAAAUUACACGGAUUGUUAUCUACGUCUCGGAUGUCUUGCACGCGAUCGAGGGCAGAUUUAUGAAUCAUCGGUGUGGUUCAAAGGAGCGAUAUCCGUUACUGUUGUAUAG